Molecule: messenger RNA, 528 nt
Organism: Gongylonema pulchrum
Lineage: Eukaryota; Metazoa; Nematoda; Chromadorea; Rhabditida; Gongylonematidae
Source: the annotation of a GenBank genome assembly
UGUGUUGGUAUCUAUAAAAAUGGACGUGUGGAAAUUAUCGCCAAUGAACAGGGCAAUCGAAUCACACCGUCGUACGUGGCGUUCAGUAGUGAGUCUGGUGAGCGUCUGAUUGGUGAUGCAGCCAAAAACCAGCUCACCACAAAUCCGAAAAAUACCGUUUUCGAUGCGAAGCGUUUGAUUGGCCGAGGUUUUAACGAUACCACUGUGAAAAAAGACAUGGAGCACUGGCCAUUCGAAGUACUGGACAACAACAACAAGCCGAUGGUGCGAGUUUCAAUUGGUGACGCUAAAAAAACGUUUGCCCCGGAAGAAAUUUCAGCGAUGGUUUUAACGAAAAUGAAGGAAAUCGCAGAGGCAUAUAUUGGGAAAAAGGUGGAACACGCUGUGAUCACAGUGCCGGCUUACUUUACUGAUGCGCAACGGCAGGCUACGAAGGAUGCUGGAACGAUCGCCGGCCUAAAUGUUGUCCGUAUUAUCAACGAACCAACGGCCGCCGCUAUCGCUUAUGGUCUAGAUAAAAAAGAGGGC